Molecule: messenger RNA, 2601 nt
Organism: Annulohypoxylon truncatum
Lineage: Eukaryota; Fungi; Ascomycota; Sordariomycetes; Xylariales; Hypoxylaceae
Product: glycoside hydrolase family 36 protein
Exons: 5
Coding region: 1-2601 (866 amino acids)
Source: RefSeq, a predicted model, not a curated record
AUGGCAGUCAACAUAUCAAGCUACCCGCCUUUUGGGCAGGUCACUCAGCUUAAAGAUGAAGAUUUCCAAUUCAUUGCCCUCUUAGAAGUAGACAAUGACCUCGCCGAUGAUCCUUGGGAGGUUGCUGUUUGGCAUUCCUCAACUGAUGGGGAUUGGAAAGAGACAUCACUAUCACCUACCCCUACCAGCCACUCUCCAGUACUGUUCCAGGAACCCAAACCUUCAUAUGCUCAAUUAUGUUUCAGCGCACCUUUCUCUAUUUCAUCUUCGAUGAAUUUCACUCUGAAGUUCCGCAACAGCCAUGAUCAACCUUGGAGGUGGUCUCGCGAAAUAUUAGAGGCAACUGAUGGGGUUGUAUUAAUCAACCCAACAGACUCGCUUGCUGCGAUGAGUACUAGUCUCUCAGACAUAAUACAUGGACUAAACCCAAAGUUGAGAGUCAAUACUGCAGCGAGCCAGACUCUCAAUACCCAACUUUGGACUCUACAAGCAAGUGUUAGUUCGUCUGAAGAUGACCGCUCUACCCAUGCUGAAAUGGACAUUGGAAUUCCAUGGGGCGGUGCCUUGCGAUACUUUGCUCUGGUCCGCCAGAGUUCUCCAUGGCUGAGCCCUAGGCACGGUAGCGGUCCGUUCAGUCUAGACAAGGAUGCCGUUAUGUGCUCAUUCUUGAGCGAUCAAGGGAGACACUUGGUCUUAUUAGGUGUCAGUGGACCAGAAAAUGUGAUCACACUCCUUCGUAGCUCAGACUCGGGCUCCGUAAAAUUGCAUAUACGCAAUGACGAGGAAUCCGAAUCAUCCGGUCUAGUUUUAGCUGCGGUCGGCAAUGAUUUCGAGAGCGCCAUAGCAGCUGUCAUGUAUCACGCUCGGACUGUCAUUUUCGCUGCCGGCGACACCCAGAAUGAAUUAACUAGAGAGCUCGAAAAUCUAAGUCUUGACGUUAAGCCUCAAUGGUACGAGAACUGGUAUGAUGGAUUGGGAUAUUGUACCUGGAAUGCUCUCGGCCAACGCUUGACGGAAGAGAAGAUAAUCAAUGCUGUUCAGGCGCUGGCAAAGGACCAAGUCAACAUCAGUAGUCUUAUUAUAGACGAUAAUUGGCAAGAUGUUGACUACCAUGGGGAAGAUUCAACGCGAUAUGGCUGGAAGGGAUUUGAAGCGGAACCGAAUGCAUUUCCCAAUGGACUCAAAGCCACAGUCUCUCGUAUUCGCUCAACACAUCCCACCAUUGAAAAUAUAGCUGUCUGGCAUGCGUUACUAGGGUACUGGGGAGGGAUCUCGCCCGACGGCGGUCUUGCAAAAUCUUAUAAAACAGUCGAGGUUGACCUAGAAGAUCCCAGUAUCACAAGAAACACGGGAACCAUGACAGUCAUCGCGAAAGAAGAUGUCGGCAAUUUUUACGAUGACUUCUAUCGAUUCUUGUCGGAUUGUGGAAUUGAUGGUGUUAAGACAGACGUCCAAUACAUGAUAGACACUUGGGUGUCUUCUAGACCACGUCGAGAGCUGACUAAAACAUACCUUGACAGCUGGAUGAUAUCGGCUCUGAGACAUUUCAGUCUUAGAGCUAUCUCGUGUAUGUCUCAGGCGCCGCAGCUCCUGUUCCACCAGCAGAUGCCACGCAAUAGGUCGCCGCUGAUUGUGCGAAACUCUGAUGAUUUUUUCCCCAAUAUUCUAGCCUCGCAGCCAUGGCACAUUUUUGCAAAUGCUCAUACCACUCUUCUCACUCAACAUCUGAACAUCUUGCCGGACUGGGACAUGUUUCAAACUGAUACAGAAUUUGGGGGUUUCCAUGCUGCUGCGCGGUGUCUAAGCGGAGGGCCAGUCUACAUAACCGAUAUUCCGGGAAAGCAUAAUGUGGACCUCAUCAAACAGAUGACAGGGAAGACACCUCGAGGGAAGACUGUCAUAUUCAGGCCCAGCGUUUUGGCGAAAAGCAUCGACCCCUACACAAGCUACGACGAGCCCGUCAUCCUCAAGAUUGGAAGCUACCAUGGGAGGGCCGGGACAGGGACCCCGAUGCUAGGAGUUUUCAACAUCUCCCUACGGCGGCCACUGAGAGAAAUCAUCGCACUUACCAAUUUCCCUGGUAUUGACCCGUCGCUGGAAUACGUAGCAAGAUCCCAUCGUAGCGGUUUCGUCACGCCUGCUAUAAAACCCAAUAGACCUACUGCCGAUUUUGGAGUAUCGCUAGAUGUCGCGGGUUAUGAUGUACUCACGGCAUUUCCAGUAACGCAGUUCAACAGUGAGACUAACGGCAAGGUCUACGUGGCCAACAUGGGGCUCGUCGGGAAAAUGACGGGGGCCGCCGCCAUCACCUCGUACCAGUUUGAAUUGCACCAUACCGACAAGGCGUUCUUGGAUACGCGACUUAAGGCGUUGGGAGUUCUUGGGGUAUAUAUCUCGAGUCUACCCGACAUGUCAAUCGAGCGGGAUUUCAUGGUCACCAUCCAGGGCGAACCAAUCCCUCCUCAUACAGUGACGAUCAAUGCAGAUAGCGAUUAUGUACUGAACAUCGACGUUGAAACAGCCUGGACGGAGAUGGGUCUAGAAGCAGGUUGGGCCAACGAGGUCGAAGUCAAAGUUUACUUGGACAUCGAAUACCCUUAG